UAUCUUGUUUUGACGGGAAACCGUAAAGGAGUUGGAAGCUGCCUCCUCGAACUAUUUUAAAACACGUACAUUUACUGAGACGCAGUGAUGGACCAGAAUAAACCCAGCACCAAGGAACGGAUGUAAAGACACGCGGAAGCGAGUUCAGUGUUUUGACGAUGUAGUCAGAUGUCUAUGGUUGGUAGUGGGAUCUUCUUUUCUUCAUCACAUGAGGGACGGGGUAGCCUGCCUUUACUGCCCUCUUCACAGAUACCUGCCUCCUCCUUGGAGGGAAACAAUUCUUGGUCAUAGGAAAUCCGCCUCUCCUGAUUGGAGGAAAAUGUUUCACCCUGGGAGAGAGAACCAUCAGACGGGACCAAGGGAUGUCUCUGACUCCAAUGUGGUAAAACUCAGCAAUAAGCUCAAAGCCACCCUGAAGAAAAAGUACCAAAGUCCGCCAGGGGGGGGAACUGAACAUCCAUUUUAUAUACAUUGUGAUCUCCACUAUCCACCUGGUGAAAGUGGAGAGGGGAACCAACAUGAGUACAUUCAAAUUAAGCCAACUUUCAGGAAGAGACACCAAUGGAGAUGCUCACCCUUAAGCUUAUACUUUGAUUCUGAACUAGAUGACGAGCGAGUCAGAAUAGCGCUGACAAAGGGCGUCUCUGGUAUUGGCAAAACAAGCCAGGUGCGGAUGAUUAUUCUUAACUGGGCAGAGGGAAAAGGAAACCAGCAAUGUACUCUCAUAUUUCCCCUUCCUUUCCGGGAGCUGAAUUUGCUGAAGGAGAGACUGAGUCUGAUUGAACUUCUUUACAAAUUUUUCCCAGAAUUGAAAGAACCUGGAAUUUACAACUUGGAGAACUUUAGAGUUGGGUUCAUUCUUGACGGGCUGGAUGAAUUUCGACGUCCUCUCGACUUCAAGAACAGCCCGAUAGUGACCGGUGUCACAGAGCCCUCCUCCGUGCCGACACUGCUGACAAACCUCAUUAACGGUAACCUUCUUCCCUCCGCCGCUCACAUAUGGAUUACCUCUCGACCUGAAGCAGUCCAUCACAUCCCUCUUCAGUACAUCAACGAAGUGACAGAAAUCGAAGGCUUCACGGACUCUCAGAAAGAGGAGUUCUUAAGAAGAGCAAUCAUUCACACGGACCAGGCCAAUGCAAUUAUCCACCACUUGAAGUACUCAAAAAGUCUCUAUGUUUUGUGCCAGAUACCUAUUAUCUGUUCGAUUUCUGCAUCAGUCCUCGUUAGACAGACAUGGCUAUCCGAUAAAGAAUAUGACCCCGGAGCUCUGACUCCAAUGUACACUGACCUACUCGCCCUGUUGCAAACACAGAAUCAGAAUACACAGAAGAUGGCUAUUAAAUUGGGGGAACUAGCCUUUAAGCAGUUGGUGAAAGGCAACACGGUUUUCUACAGGGAAGACCUACAAGAGUGCGACAUUAACUGUGAUGAGGGGUCAGAGUUUGCAAAAGUAAGCAUACCCAUCUUCAGGGAGGAUAUUGGGCUGCACCAAAAGAAGAUCUACUACUUUGGGCAUACCACCAUUCAGGAGUUCUUUGCUGCAAUGUGGUUUAGUCGAUCCUGCAACAGCCCAGAUGAAAACCUGAGGAAUGCAGUGGACAUGGCCUUGCAGAGCAAAAACGGAAAGCUGGACCUCUUCCUCCGGUUCCUCCUGGGCUUCUCGCAGAGCUUCAUCCAGUCAAUCGCAGAGGCCGGCUACAACUCGUCGGAGACACUGACGGAAACGGUUGAGUAUAUCAAGAAGAAGGUUAUGGAGAAUCCCGCUUCACCGAGGACCCUCAACCUGCUGAACUGCCUGACGGAACUGGGUGACAGCUCUUUAGAAACGGAUGGUGUGAGCUUUCUCAAUACGGGAAUCCCCCCAGAUGCCAAAUACCCACGUGCACAUUGGUCUGACCUGGCCGCUGUGUUAUUGGCAUCGGAGUCUGGGCCGAUAGACAUGCUUGGGUUGGAAGUAAAGAAGAGAGGAGACGAGGAACUUCUGAGGAUGCUGCCAGUGAUCAAAGCUUCCCAGACAGCCACGCUGUCAUAUCACAAACUAACAGAGAAAUCCUGUGAAUGUCUGGCCUCGGCGCUCACCUCAAAGGUGUCCAAUCUGAAAACUCUGGACCUGAGUUUCAACACGCUGAAGGACUCGGGAGUGCAGCUGUUGGCGGCCGGCUUGGCCAAUCCACACUGCCGACUGGAGAGACUGAAACUGUCCGGCUGCAGGGUGAAACAGAAUGGCUUUGCAGCUCUGGCCAAAGCUCUCAAAUCCAACCCCUCGCACCUGCGAGAGCUGGAUCUGAGCGGCAACGAACCUGGAGAAUCGGGGGUGUUUCAUCUCGUUGACGGACUGAAGGUUGUUCAUUGCAAACUGCAGAUCCUGAAGCUCUCAAACUGCAAGCUAGGCCUGGAUCUGAGUCGCGCUCUGGUGGUGUUGCUGAUAGACAACCCCAGACACCUGCGAGAGCUGGACGUCAGCAUGAACGACCUGGGAGACCGGGGGGUGAAGAUGCUCAUGGACAUACUGAAGUCAACCCAGAUAUACAAACUGGAGUUGUACUGUUGUCAGCUCACUGAGAAAUGCUGUGAGAACAUGUUUAGGUGUCUGGCCAACAUCCCCAGUCUGACGGAGCUCAACCUGAGCAACAAUAACCUGAAGGACGAGGGGGUCAAGAUGCUCUGCAAAGCCUUCAGGCUGCCCGCCUGUCAACUGGAGAAACUCAUUUUGGCAAGUUGUGGUAUCACCCUAGUCCGAGGGUUUCAUUUCAACUCUAUCCUCAAAGAGCUGGACAUCAGCAGGAACCAUCUGGGCGACUCGGAUGACUGGGCCGAUGUCUUGUUCUGCUUGUCUUCACUUGAGACCCUCAGGGUGAGUGACUGUAAACUGACAGAGAAAUGCUGUAGGGAGCUGGUCGAAGCUCUCAGCUCCAACCUCACAAACCUGAAAGAGCUGGAUCUCUCUGGAAACGACCUGGGAGACCGCGGUGUGAAGACUCUCUACAUGGGACUGAUGUCCAGGUGUUGUACACUGGAGAGACUGUUUCUGAGAUGCUGUGGGAUCACAGUAAAGGGCUGCUCCUCCCUAGCCGUAGCCCUGAAGUCCAGCCACUCCAGCAUCACAGAACUGGGCCUGAUGGGAAAUGACACGGGAGAAGAAGGACUGAGAAUUCUCUCUGACAUCAGGGAUGACCCACACUACAAACUACAGACUCUAGAAAUCAACGAUUGAGAGACGUCUUGACUCGCUUGAUGGGGUUCCUCUUGGCGUCUCGAUCCUCAAGUUCUGUACUCGCUCCGGUCAAAAGUGCUUCACUGCAAGGGGAACAGGAUGCUAUCUCGGACACAGACUGGGAUUUGCAUUCAGACGACUGAAUUGAUCGCUGUACAGAUUGGGAUUUGCAUUCAGACGACUGACUUGAUCCCUGUACAGACUGGGAUUUGCAUUCAGACGACUGAAUUGAUCGUUUUGCACAUCAAUGUCAAGUCAAGACGUUACAGUCGAUGUAGCCUUUACUGAAGAGAAGGGUGAUGCUAUGUUUUACAUAAUGACCUUAUUCCGUUUUCUUGUUUAACCAAGGAUGUGUCAUCAUUGGGGGACUAUGGUGGGACUGAAUAAAUGAAUAAGCCAUUUGAA
This is a messenger RNA of Oncorhynchus masou masou (cherry salmon), 3622 nucleotides long. RefSeq names its product NACHT, LRR and PYD domains-containing protein 12-like. The record is from RefSeq and is a predicted model, not a curated record. Gene Ontology annotation, biological process: intracellular signal transduction. The transcript is spliced from 11 exons. Gene Ontology annotation, molecular function: protein binding. NCBI's taxonomy places the organism in Eukaryota, Metazoa, Chordata, Actinopteri, Salmoniformes, Salmonidae. The coding region runs from base 209 to 3217 and encodes 1002 amino acids.